Messenger RNA from Neurospora tetraspora, 1460 nucleotides. RefSeq lists its product as uncharacterized. NCBI's taxonomy places the organism in Eukaryota, Fungi, Ascomycota, Sordariomycetes, Sordariales, Sordariaceae. The coding region runs from base 1 to 1221 and encodes 406 amino acids. The transcript has a single exon. The record is from RefSeq and is a predicted model, not a curated record.
AUGGCCAAUCGCAAUGAAAUACACGAUGAAAUAAUGGCGAGGCUUCAGUCUCGACUGCUUUCUAUCAAGGUCUCACGGCAUAAUGAGCAACCCGGGUCGCAGGCUCGAGUACAAGCGCAAGCCUCCAGCAAAUCCCCAGUGGACGGUUCCACGAGACGCGACUAUUUCACGAAGGCAAUGAGGGAGGAAGCCAACAACGACAUGAAUCUUCCGUUGUGUACCCCCUCCGCGGGCCCCGCGUAUCAGCCGAAUCCAAAUCCGACCCCGACCCCGGCCCCAAGCCCGGGCCCCAGCAGCGCCUUGUCCGCAUUCUACGCACGCUGGCGCUUAGAACGCGGCCGCUCCAUGCCCGCUGACUUUAAAACAUGUGACGGUACUCACAACGAUGCUCCCUCGUCAGCUCAUCCCCCUUCGCAAACAGACUUCUUUGGCUCCUACGUGAUCGGCCAGGAUGCCCUCAACCACUCAACCUUUUCUUCCACGGGCACCACAGCCACAGGCGGGGGUAGAGCCGCCACCAAUCUACCCCUCCCAACCAGCUUGCAGACGCCCCGGCAGGCUUCUGUCCGGACCUGGUACCAACCAUCUCUUUGCGGAAAGCACGCCAAGCGCGAGCUGAAGGUGGCACAGACGACGUUCGCGAAGUCCCAGCGGGAGAGGGCAAAGGCUAAGAAAGCACAAGCGGAAGCACUCGGAGUAUCAUUGAAACAGCUUAGCAAAGAGGACCUCCAGCAGAGACUGGCUGAUACUGCAGCACGGAAGCAGAAGACUAUGGAGAGAAGAAUGAGGGCUCAUAUCAAAGCGGAUAUGAGAAGGUUAAGGGCACUGGGAUACGGGAUGGGUUUGACUGCGGCCGAGAUGGCCGCGCGUAUGCCCCUGGGAUACGAAAUGGGUUUGACUGCGGCCGAGUUUGCCGCGCGUUUUCCCCCCCUGGGAAUGGGACAGAACGGACAUGGUUCACACUCACAGGAGGAACAGGGUCACACGAGCUCACUUGAUGGAAACGCCUCCGAUGGUGAGCAAAUGGAGGUGGAACAGGAGAAGCCGGAGUCAGUUCAGGGAAACGUCUCCGAUGAUGUGCAGAUGGAGGAGGGAUUGUACAAGUCACGUCAGAUCAACUUGUUCGGUUAUGGGUUAGUGGAGGUGAUGGUACCGGAGAAAACGGAGUCACUUCAGGGAAACGUCAACGAAUACAGCGAUGAUGACCAGAUGGAGGAGUAAGCACCGGGUGAGAGCCCGAGGGGCAUAUUGAUGGCCCAGAAUUGAUGAUGGCGCUUCCCUGGCGGGAAAGUUGGGCUAUUUGGAGGAACGAGUAACAAGGAAUUUGUCACUGCGAUCCUGAUACUGGAUAUUGGAGUUAGCGUACACUUGGAUAUUGACACAUAGCGUGCGUACAUAGACCGAUGGGGUCGCCCUCAAUCAUUUAGUUAGUUAUUCUGCUUUCUUCUCACCAAAUUGAC